AUGACCAGAACUGACCGGAUGGGGUGUGGAGGUUCAAAAUCAGGAAAACAUAAGCACAGUGAACAAGACGACGGAAUGAGGGACGAGUCGAUUAACGAACACCUGACUGACAGACAAAUACACCUAGUGAGGGAUAGCUGGGGUCUUAUACACGACUCAUCUUUUAUGGAAGUAGGACUGUCCAUCUACACCAGUUUCUUCCGCUCAGUUGAGAACGAGAUCCUUGUUCUUUUCCCGCGUGUGAUCCGGACUGAGGAUGGCGGGGAGAGUCUGGGUGUAGAUGAGGACAUGCUCAAGGCCCACGCAAUGCGCGUGAUGGAAGGACUGGACACUAUUGUCACGUACCUGGACGAGCCCGCCAAGCUGCGAACGUAUUUAGAGUACCUUGGGAAACAGCAUCACAACAGCAAUGUUAAAGUCCGGAUGUUAGAACGACUGUGGCCUUGUAUUGAUGAAAGUUUCAACGCUACCCUCGGGGACGUUUACCUAACAGAUGUUCGGAUAGCCUGGCGAAACGUGAUCGAGUACGUCAUCUCCAAAAUGACUAAUAUCAUGACACAGGAAAUGAAUAAGCAACGGACUGCGCAUGUCAAUGGAAACGGAACUUUGUCAGUCACGUGA
Messenger RNA from Ylistrum balloti, 621 nucleotides. RefSeq names its product neuroglobin-like. Gene Ontology annotation, molecular function: heme binding; oxygen binding. Lineage: Eukaryota; Metazoa; Mollusca; Bivalvia; Pectinida; Pectinidae. Bases 1 to 621 code for a protein of 206 amino acids. The transcript has 3 exons. The record is from RefSeq and is a predicted model, not a curated record.